CCUAACAGCACUGGGAAUGGCAGCACACUCAGCGGUUCGUUCCUUAUUCGAAACAAGCGGCUAUUGUGGAAGGCAAAGCUAGAAACGACGUCGUUUUUUGGAGCGAGUCCUCCAAUUUCAAACCCAGAUUUUUCUCAUUGGCGCAAUCCCUGUCUCUCGCUCUAUAUUUGUAGUAUCUAUUGGAGGAAGCGGAGGCCAACAAUAUCACACACACACACACACACACACACACACACACUCUCUCAGAUUCACUUCCUAAUUUCUUCUCUCUCUAUCUUCAGUCUAGGUUUCUUUUUUCAGGAAAGAGAAAAAAUGAGUGAUAUAAGGACCAAAUUCAUGGAGGUUUACUCGAUUUUGAAAUCGGAGCUCCUCAAUGACCCUGCUUUCGAGUUCACCGAUGAUUCUCGUCAAUGGGUUGAGCGGAUGCUGGACUACAAUGUGCCAGGAGGAAAGCUGAAUCGAGGCCUGUCUGUUAUUGACAGCUACAAAUUACUUAAAGGAGGGGAAUUGACAAAUGAUGAAAUUUUUCUUGCUUGUGCUCUUGGUUGGUGCAUUGAAUGGCUUCAAGCAUAUUUUCUUGUUCUUGAUGAUAUAAUGGAUAAUUCUAUUACCCGCCGUGGCCAACCUUGCUGGUUUAGACUACCAAAGAUUGGCAUGAUUGCUGCAAAUGAUGGCAUUUUACUUCGUAACCAAAUCCCAAGGAUUCUCAAAAAGCAUUUUAGAGACAAGCCCUACUAUGUGGAUCUUCUGGAUUUAUUUAAUGAGGUUGAAUUCCAAACUGCCUCUGGACAAAUGAUAGAUUUAAUCACCACAAUUGAAGGAGAGAAAGAUCUAUCAAAAUACUCAUUACCACUUCACCAUCGGAUCGUUCAAUAUAAAACGGCUUACUAUUCAUUCUAUCUCCCAGUUGCAUGUGCAUUGCUGAUGAAGGGUGAAAAUCUUGAUAACCAUAUUGAUGUGAAGAAUAUCCUUAUUGAAAUGGGGACUUAUUUUCAAGUACAGGAUGAUUAUCUGGAUUGUUUUGGUGAUCCCAAAGUGAUUGGCAAGGUUGGCACAGAUAUUGAAGACUUCAAGUGUUCUUGGCUGGUUGUGAAAGCAGUAGAACUUAGUAAUGAGGAACAAAAGAAGUUAUUAUAUGAGAAUUAUGGGAAGACAGAUGAAGCAUGUGUUGCAAAAGUGAAAGAGUUAUAUAAUGUCCUUAAUCUACAGGGCGUUUUUGAGGAGUACGAGAGCAACAGUUAUCAGAAGCUUGUAACAUCAAUCGAAGUUCAUCCAAGCAAAGCAGUACAAGCAGUGUUGAAAUCGUUCUUGGCAAAGAUAUACAAGAGGCUGAAAUAAGAAAGGAGAUGGAAUGAUGAAAUAGACAUCCAUAGCUGAAACAAGAAAGGAGGCAGAAGUAAUGGACAACCAUAGUUGUUAGCAUUAGCAUUUCCUCUUUUGUACUAAAUGUCAAAGAUAAUAAGGAUAAUUAUGAUAACAAAAGUGCCAAAAAGGAUAACAAAGUAAAAAAAAAAAAAAAAAAAAAAAAAAAAAAAAAAAAUUUGAAAAUUGUGUCUUAGAAUGUUUUCUAGCUAUGUGCGAUCGCUAAUGGUGUUUGAUAUUUGUAAGGUGUAUUUUUAACCAUUUACUUAUUAUGGUUGAGAGAGAAUAAAAGCGCUUAAUCUUUAGCUUUCUCAAAUGUUGUUUAUAACUCUUAGAAACACAGGGAACUUGCACUAUCUUUCAUUCUGAAAUAUUUCUUUUUUAUUCUUUUA
This is a messenger RNA of Ziziphus jujuba (common jujube), 1754 nucleotides long. Its product is annotated as farnesyl pyrophosphate synthase. NCBI's taxonomy places the organism in Eukaryota, Viridiplantae, Streptophyta, Magnoliopsida, Rosales, Rhamnaceae. Gene Ontology annotation, biological process: trans, trans-farnesyl diphosphate biosynthetic process. The transcript is spliced from 12 exons. Gene Ontology annotation, molecular function: (2E,6E)-farnesyl diphosphate synthase activity; dimethylallyltranstransferase activity. Gene Ontology annotation, cellular component: cytoplasm. The coding region runs from base 313 to 1338 and encodes 341 amino acids. The record is from RefSeq and is a predicted model, not a curated record.